GGGAGAGGGAAGCUGAGUCACGUGUAUACCUCUGCUGAGUCAUGCGCUCGCCAAGGCAAUGCGGCUCGUUGUUGACGUCGAGCUCGCGAUAUCAAAUCGCCGUCGACACUCUCUGUAGUUGGUGAAUAUGCCUCUACAUGGGCAACAUCACGUCCAUUAUCCUACAGGUAGUGCACAGGAUGCACCCCCAACUAACCCUAGUGCAACUGGUGGAGUAUUUCAGACUACACAAGUUCUAGGCUCUGUUGGCGCUCCCAUCGCGAACUUGCGCGGCGCCCCUCCAACACCACAUCCUCAGGUUCGGACCUCCUUUACUUCUCCAACGAUCACUCGGCGGGCGCUAUCAGCGGUGGCGACCGGGCUGAUACGAUAUCUACCAGGCUCCCAGCCCAGGCAUAGAGGCUUGAGAUACCUCCCUACCCUCCACAACGUAAGCUUCUACUAUGGCGGAACCCUCUCAGACCUUCAAUGGCCCCCGGCGGCAACAAACUUUCCCGCGACAGCCAGAGGAACUACACAUCCCUGCAGCGAGCAACUCAUUGGCCUCAAAUGGUCCCCGACCAGGCCAACAUCAGUUUCCCUCUGCAUCUGACUAUAGCGCACCGUCAAUAAAUAUUCAACCGUCCCAAUUCUCCAGUGGUGCUAGCAAUAACACCACCUCACUUCCGGGAGCAUUGCAGCCGGGACCUGGAAAUCGACCAGGUCCUUCUAAUACCACUGCUCCGCCAUCCAUACAAAUGCUACCACACUUGGCCACCCAACCGCUCUCUCCCAACACGCCUACAAAAUCCAGCCAAUCCAGCCAACAACAAGCAUUCUCUAGGUCCAGUCCGUCGUCCACGUUCGAUCAACAGAAAUACAAACAUGUAGGGAGCACACCUGAUAGUGGGAAGUACAUAUCGCCGACUUCAGGCACUUAUGCGGCACAGACUCCACAGACGUCGUCUCCAUACUCACCUUUAGGACUGGCUGAUAUCAGACCCCACAUUGAUUCUGCGAUGUCGGAAGCCACAGGCAGUUCUGUGGCAGGAGGCAAUAGUGCUAAUAUCCUAUACCCUACAAACAGUAAUUACCUCGCUCCAUGGGCGGUAUACGCCUUUGAUUGGUGUAAAUGGCCUGCUCCGCCAGGAGGGUCAUCAUUCGGGAAAAUCGCUCUAGGAAGCUAUCUUGAAGACAGUCACAAUUAUAUUCAAAUUCUAAGCGCACAGCGUGCUUCUUCAGAUGUGCCGGAAUCUCCCGAUGGAAAUCCGGGUUUGGAAUUUAUAAAGACCGCGGAGGCUACACAUUCAUACCCGGUGACCAGAAUAUUAUGGGAACCUCCCUCGUCCCAAAAGCAAUCAACCGAUCUAUUGGCUACCUCUGGUGAUCAUCUGCGCCUUUGGUCAUUACCGGCAGACUCCCACUCUCAGUCUUACCUGAGUAACUCUAUCAACCGAUCAAGCAAGUCGAGAAAUCAACCUAUACAGAAGCUUUCACCGCUCGCUCUACUUUCCAACUCCAAAUCGCCGGAACAUACUGCUCCAAUUACAUCAUUAGAUUGGAAUGUUGUGUCUCCAAGCCUAAUCAUCACUUCAAGCAUCGACACUACAUGUACUAUUUGGGACAUUCCCACGCUAACGGCUAAAACCCAGCUGAUUGCACAUGAUAAAGAAGUGUAUGAUGUCCGAUUCUGUGCCAACAGUGUUGAUGUGUUUGUUAGUUGUGGCGCAGAUGGCAGCGUUCGGAUGUUUGACCUAAGAAGCCUAGAGCAUAGCACGAUUAUCUAUGAACCGUCCGAAAAAAAUGAAAAGUUAGCGAACCCAGGGAACCUUACGCCACCCUCUCACAAUGCCCCCUGGCCUCCUCCCCUACUAAGAAUAGCCGCGUCACCCCACGAUGCCCAUCUACUUGGCACCUUCUCUCAAGACUCCAACAUAAUCCGCAUACUUGAUGUUCGACAACCGGGCCAAGCCCUACUCGAAUUAAAAGGCCACGGAGGUCCCAUAAACUGCAUCGAAUGGUCUCCCACCCGCCGCGGCACCAUCACCUCAGGCGCAGAUGACUGCCUCGUUCUAGUCUGGGAUCUUAUCAAUCAAAGCAAUGCUGCAGCUUUCCCCCCAGCUCCGCCCCCACCAAAUCAUAGUGGCACUUCCAAUGGGCCCGCAACCGUUGAACGUGGCCCCGCCGCAGCGUGGCAAUGCGAUUACGAGGUUUCGAAUAUUAGCUGGGCGCCGCAUGCGAGUAGCGGCAUGCCUGGGGCACCUGGGGUUGGUGGGGUUGGUAGGGAUUGGGUGGGGGUGUGUGGUGGUCGUGGGCUGUGGACAGUGUCGAUAUGAAACUUCUCUUUUAUCACAUUUUCCCUUUUCUGUUUCGAAAAAUUAGAAGAUGGAGAACAGACAUCUUAAGAUUUUCCGCGGAGUGAAGAGUACGGCUGCUGCGGGCGGAAGAAGAUAAAAGAAACAUACGCAUUGGUCCGGUUUGAACUGUCUUGUUUUUUGCUUCCUUUUUGGUCGACCUUUAUAUAUAGGUGGGAUCACUCCGGACCGUUCCGCGUUUUCUCUUUCUCCCCGCUUUUGUCUCUUUCACAUACAUAAUCUACCCUAUACGUUUUCAGGUUCAGAUUGGGUUUGGAGAACGGUCGUUCGAGAUGGAAAACUUAAUGAAUUACGAAAGCCUUUACUUUUUGCCUUAUUUUUUGCCUUCGUUUCCCUCUCUCACAUUUUCUUUCUUUCUUCUGUGUUUGUUUGGCUCCCAUAUUUAGCUUUUAUUCUUGGAUUUCACCAUACAAGAUUUCUGGUUUCCCAUUUUAUUUUUAUUUUAUUUUUAUUUUAUUUUUUAGUUGUUGCUCCUUUUGUAUUACCGAGCUUUAUAUUCCCGCCCUCUAAUAAAUAGAUACAAGCAAUUUGCGGCUUUUUCCUUCUCGCAUUCAACCCCCGGGCUUUCCAGUUUGGAAGUGGCUUUUCUAUUCCAAUUCUUUAGGAAUUGGGAAUAAUAGAUCCAAGUCAGAAAGAAGAGGCGCCUUGAAUGAUGUUGAACAGAAAUGACGGUUAAAAGAAGAGCGCCGACAAAUAAGAAGCGGGUAGUUGGGGAAGAAAUCCACGAGAUGAGGCGGGGAUGGACAGAGAUAGAAUUCCAGGUCAUCGUAUAAAGGCAAAUACAGAAAAACCAUGCUAGGAACACCGUGAAAAUAAAAAUGGAAGCAGUAAAAGGGCCAAAUAUGUACACACAUUCCGCAAUGCCAUUUAUAUGUCCGAUAAUCGGAAGAGGAAAAAUGAAUAUUAAUUAAAAUACAAACACGCACAAAAAAGGCUAUAAACCAGUUACCAAGAGCCGCCUCUCCACCCACCUUGCAAACCGAACAGUGGGCACAUCCACGCCCCGCCAGAACAUAUCCGCCGCCCAAAUGGACACAGGCAAACAAAUCAACCAUCCAAUCGUAAUUCCAAA
Blastomyces gilchristii SLH14081 is the source of this 3426-nucleotide messenger RNA. RefSeq names its product WD repeat protein. The transcript has 4 exons. The record is from RefSeq and is a predicted model, not a curated record. Lineage: Eukaryota; Fungi; Ascomycota; Eurotiomycetes; Onygenales; Ajellomycetaceae. Gene Ontology annotation, cellular component: nucleus. Gene Ontology annotation, molecular function: protein binding. The coding region runs from base 444 to 2315 and encodes 623 amino acids.